CAGGGACACUACAAAUUGGGGUGCCAGGGGCACCGGGGAGCUCCUGGGGACUUCUGCUGCAGGAGGUGGUGACUCCCUGGGGGAGGGAAGCAGCAGGAAUGCCUUCAAUGACGGACCAGCAGGCUGAAGCCCGCGCCUUCCUCAGCGAGGAGAUGAUCGCAGAGUUCAAGGCUGCCUUCGACAUGUUUGAUGCGGAUGGUGGUGGCGACAUCAGCACCAAGGAGCUGGGGACGGUGAUGAGGAUGCUGGGCCAGAACCCCACCAAGGAGGAGCUGGAUGCCAUCAUUGAGGAGGUGGAUGAAGAUGGCAGCGGCACCAUCGAUUUUGAGGAGUUCCUGGUGAUGAUGGUGCGCCAGAUGAAAGAGGACGCCAAGGGCAAGUCCGAGGAGGAGUUGGCCAACUGCUUCCGCAUCUUUGACCGGAAUGCGGACGGGUUCAUCGACAUGGAGGAGCUGGCUGAGAUCCUGAGGGCCACUGGGGAGCAUGUCACUGAGGAGGACAUAGAGGACCUGAUGAAGGACUCAGACAAGAACAAUGACGGCCGCAUUGACUUUGAUGAGUUCCUGAAGAUGAUGGAAGGUGUGCAGUAAGUGACCAGACAUUCCUCGGGCCAGCGGCUGCACCAGCCCUGCUCCACCACCGUCCGGGGAGCAGCAGCUCCGCAGUGCCCGGCCCCCGGCCGCCUGGGACCCGCCCCAUGCCGGGGCCCCCGUCCCACCCCCCAUCGGCGGCCGAGCUUUUCCUCGUCUGUUGUGUGCGGUUUCACUCCGAGCCUCAAUAAAAGGGGAAAGGCUUGA
Apus apus (common swift) is the source of this 797-nucleotide messenger RNA. It is a transcript of the gene TNNC2, whose product is annotated as troponin C2, fast skeletal type. Gene Ontology annotation, molecular function: calcium ion binding. Gene Ontology annotation, cellular component: myosin II complex. Bases 99 to 590 code for a protein of 163 amino acids. Lineage: Eukaryota; Metazoa; Chordata; Aves; Apodiformes; Apodidae. The transcript has 6 exons. The record is from RefSeq and is a predicted model, not a curated record.